Molecule: messenger RNA, 3633 nt
Organism: Ctenopharyngodon idella (grass carp)
Lineage: Eukaryota; Metazoa; Chordata; Actinopteri; Cypriniformes; Xenocyprididae
Product: nuclear body protein SP140-like protein
Exons: 16
Coding region: 236-2194 (652 amino acids)
Biological process (GO): regulation of transcription by RNA polymerase II
Cellular component (GO): nucleus
Molecular function (GO): DNA-binding transcription factor activity, RNA polymerase II-specific; DNA binding; protein binding
Source: RefSeq, a predicted model, not a curated record
UCCGUUUUUACUGACAGGUGUCGGCUGCCAGCUGCCGAAUUUUUUUUCUUCGCUGUACCAACAUUCGCUUUCCCAACAUCACUUCCGUAUAAUUUACGAGUUUAAGAGCCUAAUUGUCCCAUACAGGCGGGAGAUUUGGAAACAGCUCUUUGUUUCUGUACUGCUCGUGUUAAGUAGGAUACAGAAAUAUACAGAUCCUUCCAGGCAGAUCGUCCAUCGUCAGAUCUGUGAAUUAAUGGCAGUCAGCGGCCAAAUUGACCCGUUAGACUUUCUAACGAAUGAAGAGUUGCAACUUUUUCUCCACCGCAAGAAGACAGAGAUUUCCUGCAUAGAACAACCGCACGCAUUUCUCACUCAGCUGCGCGACCACGACCUGAUGCCGGAGGAACUUUUUGAGAAGGUGAAAGGGAUGCGCUAUCGUGAGGAGAAGCAGGAGCGCGUCUAUGAUGUUCUGGACCGGCUGGAGAAAGAGAAAUCUCAGUGCAUGCAUCAGUUCUGGCGUUGUGUGUUUGAAGAUCAUAUCCUGCAGCUGUACCCAACGCUACAACGGCUCAGAAACAGCCUGCUGGACGGCAUCUUCAAUGAGUUCUAUGAGAAUUCUCCGGAUGUUGUCUUAUCACGGACAGAUAAGAGUAAAGGAAAGGGGGAGAAAGAAAAGGAGUGGAAAAACACUAGAAAGAGAAAUAAAGAUGAUGAAAAUGGUGAGGAUAGUGAUGAUCCGGGUCCUUCCUCUGCUUCCACACCCACUCAGGAGAAACCUGCCAAGAAACCCUCAUUCUCAUCUCCUGUGAAGAAAGGAGACACACAUGAGCUGCCUAUAAACUGUGGGGAUAAAGAGGGCACUCUCUAUUGGGACGAACUGACUAAAGGCACCUUCGAAUUCUAUGAGAAUUCUGCGGAUGUUGAGACACAGACGGAGAAGAGUGAAGGAAAGGAGGAGAAAGGAAAGGAGAGGGCAAACACUAGAAAGAGAACUAAAGAUAAUGAAAAUGGUGAGGAUAGUGAUGAUCCGGGUCCUUCCUCUGCUUCCACACCCACUCAGGAGAAACCUGCCAAGAAACCCUCAUUCUCAUCUCCUGUGAAGAAAGGAGACACGCAGGAGCUGCCUGUAAACUGUGGGGAUAAAGAGGGCACUCUCUAUCAGGACAAACUGUCUAAAGGGGAGAAGUGCAUUUUGUCCCAGGGACACUGGUUCACCCCAUCUGCUUUUGAGAAGUUUGGGGGAAAGGAAAGGUUAAAAAACUGGAAAUUCAGCAUCCGCUACCAAAACACACCGCUUAAGAAACUCAUAGAGGAGGAGCAUAUUCAGUCUCCACCAAUGGAGAGGAGAAAGAGGAUAUGUGCCCCAAAAGAAGAGAUGACAGAUCUGUCAGUUUUCCAGGCUCUCUCUUUACCAGUCACCUGUGUUUCGCUUACUGGGACUCUAUACAAAGACAGGUUUGCAUCAGGGAGUUGUGGGAAAUGUAUACGGACCGAGGAAAGCUGGUUCACUCCAGAGGAAUUUGUGAAGCAGGAACCAACUCUCACUGAUGGACACUGGAGAAAAGAUAUACUGUGCCAUGGAAAAACUCUCAACUUUUUACUCGAGGAAGAGAUCCUGCGCAUCCAUUCUCUUCUGUGUGAAUGUGUGAAAUGCAGUGAUCAACCAGAAGACCUGAUGGCACAGAAAAAUGACGACGUGUGUUUCGUGUGUGACUCUGGGGGAGAUCUUGUGUGUUGUGACGAAUGUCCACGAGCUUUUCAUUCACACUGUCACCUACCAGCUGUGGACGGAGACUCACCUGGGGAAUGGAUUUGUACCUUUUGCGUGUUAAGAACCAGUCAGCAAUGGCGUGACUCCAGUAGCAUGACUGAACAAGAAGCUUUCAACGCUCCAGUGUCGCAAUACAGAUUGCACUGCCACUAUCUCCUGUUAUGUGUGUACAAGGAGGACACUCAGAGGGUGUUUGUAGAGGAUCCACGCCAAACAGUGUCCAGAUACUCUCAGUUCAUUUCUCAGCCAAUGUGGCUGGACAGAAUAAAGCUAAAGCUGGAAAGUGACGAGUAUCAGACGGUUGAAGCGUUUGUCUCUGACUUUCAGCUCAUUUUCAGCAAUUGCAGAACAUUCAAUAGAGACAAUAAGUUUGGGAAAAUGGGUGCCAGGCUGAAGGAAAUGUUUGAGAAGGAGUUCCAGAAAAUCUUCACAAUCCAAUAACAGCCAAAAAUCACAAAAAUCUAACCUUUCAUUCAAAAAAUUUUAAAUGUGGGGAAAAUCUCUUUAUGAAAUAACUGUUUUUCUCCAAAACACGUUGGCCACAAUUAUUGGCACCAUUGUAUUAAAUAUUUUUUUCAACCUUCUUUUUGCCAAGAUAACAGCUCUGAGUCGUCUUCUAUAAUGCCUGAUGAGUUUGGAGAACACCUGACAAGAGAUCAGAGACCAUUCCUUCAUACAGAAUCUCUACAGAUCCUUCAGAUUCCCAGCUCCAUGUUGGUGCUUCUUCUCUUCAGUUCACUCCACUCCUUUUCUUUAGGGUUCAGGUCAGGGAACUGGGACGACCAUGGCAGAAGCUUCAUUUUGUGCUCAGUGACUCAUUUUUGUAUUGGUUUUGAUGUUUGUUUUGGAUUAUUGUCCUGAUGGAAGAUCCAACAACGGCCCAUUAUAAUAUUUCUAGCAGAGUUUUUAUUUUUUAUCUGUUGGUAUUUGAUAGAAUCCAUGAUACCAUGUAUCUGAACAAGAUGUCCAGGACCUCCAGCAGAAAAAUAGGUCCACAGCAUUAAAGAUCCAGCAGUAUAUUUAACCGUGGGCAUGGGGUACUUUUUAUCCAUGUGUGCACCAAACCCAUCUGGUGGGUUUGCUGCCAAAAAGCUCUUUUUUUAGUUUCAUCUGACCAUAGAAGCCGGUCCCAAUUGAAGUUCCAGUCAUGUCUGACAACUGAAUAUGCUGGAGAUUGUUUCUGGAUGAGAGCAGAGGAUUUGCCCUGAUAGUGGAAAUGGGGAUUUUCAAUACUUUAGCUAUUUUCUUACAGCCACUUUUUAUUUUGUGAAGCUCAACGAUCUUUUGCUGCACAUCAGAACUAUAUUUUUUGGUUUUACUCAUUGUGAUGAAUGAUUAAGGAACUCUGGCCUUUGUGUUUCCUCAUAUUUAUACAACAGGAAGUCAUGGCUGGACAAUUUCAUGCUCCUAGUCACCCUGGCAUGCUAAAAAAUGUAAAAAUUAAUGGGAAUAUAUACUUUAGAGAUAUUUUACUCAUAAAAAAUUCUAGGGGUGCCAAUAAUUGUGGCCAAUGUGUUUUGGAGAAAAACAAAAUUUCAAUUCAUUUAUUCUUUUUUUUUUCUCUCUAAGAAAAUGUGUCAUCAAAGUGUGUCUUUGAACUUCUGAGGGUUGUGGUCUGUAGCUGGCUUCUGCUUGCUGCUUGCUUGUAUGCUCUCUCUCUCCAAAAGAUCUUCCAGCCCAAGAGCUCUAAAGGCCCUCUUUUUAUAUACUUACUAUUGACACACAUUAUCUCUACAUUUAAAAAUGUUGCUUCUACUUGUGUUAACAUUUCCCACAUGCAUUUAAUCGUUACAUUGCUUGCAUCAGUUGCUUUAUUUACUUGCGUCAACACUUUUUCAUGUUUGCAUCAAAGUCAUUAGCAAUACACACAUUUUAUUGUA